Messenger RNA from Radiomyces spectabilis, 1205 nucleotides. Its product is annotated as vesicle coat protein. Gene Ontology annotation, molecular function: GTPase activator activity. Lineage: Eukaryota; Fungi; Mucoromycota; Mucoromycetes; Mucorales; Radiomycetaceae. The record is from RefSeq and is a predicted model, not a curated record. Gene Ontology annotation, cellular component: cytosol. Gene Ontology annotation, biological process: positive regulation of GTPase activity; positive regulation of TORC1 signaling. The transcript is spliced from 6 exons. Bases 48 to 1127 code for a protein of 359 amino acids.
UUUUUUUUUUUUCCUCACUUGUAUACAGUUUUUGUCUCCACAGGUCUAUGAAUGCGCUCAUUGCUCUGCUUCACUUUUGUGAAGUGCAUGGCCCUUGCGUUGUAUUCUGCACACAGGCCAUUCAUACAUCGAUGGCGACGGGACCCACCCAAGGUGAUCGCACGACGAUUAAUAUUCCGCAUGCUGAAUGCAAACCAUCGGAAGCGUUUCCGUCCGCCUCCUUUUCUUCUACCUUUUCGACUUCGACUGAACCCCUCACUCCGCCGAAUACUUCCACUUCUCCUCGUCUCCAGUCACCACCUUCCAUAUCUUCCCUACGUAAAGCCGCUUGUUCUCUUCCACCGAAAUCCAUCUCCAAUUUAUUAUCCACCCAAGCCGCUUGCUCCGCUUGUACCGCUCAGCUGCCGUUCUUACCCAGAGACACCGACGGAACACCGCAGGAAGUUAAAACACUCCUCACACGAGAUGAAGAGGAUCCAUCUGUACAAUACAUUGGGACCAAAAGCCCGCAACAACUUCAUCUGUAUAAAGCCGUUCGUCUUGCCUGUGUUCGAAGCUUGACGACUGAGUUCUGCCCAGGUCGCGAUGGGCCGGUGUUGUUCGGAGAUGACGAAAAUGGAUAUGUCAUGAGCUAUAUGUUUAAGUUGCGAGAUUCACAGGCUCGAGGUGAAGCCCGAUUUUAUUCAUUGAUGAUGCUCAUGACCGAUCGAGUGUAUCUCGUAUCAUGCUGGCCAUUUUUAAUGAGUGCUUUCCGAUCCAUGGCGAUUAAUUUACAAGAAAGAGCCGAUCAUGUUUUCCAAAAAGAAAAAGCCGCCAAAGAACGCCAACCAGCUUAUUACUCCAUCGUCAACAGUCGUCGCGUAGCCCCCAUUUCACAAGAUCAAUUUUUUCGACGUCGAAGCAAUACCUCUCUCCGAUCGCUGGUCGAUCUACUAGGCGUCAAAGAUAUUUAUGUUCAGGUUCACGUUCAGUUUAGUUACAUCCUCAGAUUAUCUGCACGAAGACGCAUGGAGAAGUUUACACCAGGAAGGACAGCCGGUCCACAAUAUCAAAAACUGCAAGAAGAAUACGAAGCGCGGAAGAAUCAGAGAAAGACGAAUCAAGACAACUCCGCAUGUCAUGUGUAAAUUUCCCGUGUUUCUUUUUUUCCUCUCUCGAUCACUGCGAUUCCCCCCCCCCAUGUUACAGCUUUUAUCCCAACACCA